Molecule: messenger RNA, 2404 nt
Organism: Staurois parvus
Lineage: Eukaryota; Metazoa; Chordata; Amphibia; Anura; Ranidae
Source: the annotation of a GenBank genome assembly
AUGAGGAUAAUAGCCGGCGAUCCGGGGGGAGAGAUCACCCCCAUCAUCAUCAUCAUACUACUCCUCCUCAGUGCUCUGUAUACCGGACCGGGGGAUGGUCUCUUCGUCACCGACUACUUCACUCGGACCCCCCGGAAGCUGAAUCCAUUCCGCUCGGUGGGCAGCAUUGAACUUUUCCACUUCCAUAUUCCGGAAGGAGGACACGGUUAUUGCUGUGUGGAACCUCAUUACCUUCAAGGAGCAGGGGGGGGGAACCUUCGGUGACAACUGCCCUGACCGCAGUGUCACAGUAUACUUCAGGCCUGGCGGCUCCACCUGUUAUCAACCCAUUAAAUGCUCACUUCCCACGAGACACCGCUGUACCCGGCUCAUUCACACUCACGCUCACCUGGACCCUUCCAAACAGAACCACUGAGUGUUUAAUGUCACAAGUCCUCUUCCUGGAGAUUGGUUCCUAGCCGCCCACCUACCCAAAGAUAAUGGGAAGAUCACAAUUAAGGAAUUCCCCAUCUCUGAUAUCACUCCAUCUAAUCGUCUCUCUGUGUAUGCAGGGUUUACACGAUGAAUGCCCAGUCCUGUAUCCCGGAUACGUUACGGAGCAGAUGCUUCCUCCACACAAUCGCUCUGCUCUCUACAAAGUCUUCAUUCCUCAGUUCACCUCGGGAUUGCGGGUCAGUCUCCUUGGUUGCCGUACUGGUGUACGCACUGCUGACAGUUGCCCUCUCCUGCUAAGAUUGCGUGCCAAAGCCCCUCCUCUGCACAAUUCUUCCAGCCAAGAUUGUACGUCCUCCUCUGUAUGUCAGCUCCUCCUGGCACUGCCACUCUGGCAGCACUGGUAUUACGUGUUGGUGGAGCGGACAGGAAUGGCGGGCACUGCUAUCUAUUUCCAGCUGACUACGCAGCUACAAGACUGUUCUCGGCCUGGGCUCUCCCGUGGGCCCAUCGCUCCCAGUUCCUCCUUAAACAUGCCUCAGUCUUUUGGAGCAGCAGGUGGAUUGGCUUCCUUAGAAGGCCUCCCAGCCCCUGGAGUCUCUCUGUCAGCAGGGAACAUGUCUUGGGGUAACGCCACCAUCCUCCAGCCAUCUUGUUGGCCCAUACGGCCCACCCUGAGAAACGAGCUGGACACGUUCUCAGUUCAUUUCUACAUAUUCUUCGGACCCAACGUGUCAGUUCCACCAGACCGUCCUGCCGUGUUCAGUGUCAAUCUUCUACCUGUACUGGACAGUGGAGGGGUCCUCAACCUGGAAGUCCGUCUCAAUGUUUCUUCUGUCCAAGGAGAGAACGUGACAGUCUUCGGGUGUCUAAACCAUGGAGUCCCACUGAUCCUCGGUGACAACUCCUCCAUCACCUGUCAGACAGACUCCCUCUCUGGAUUCUCUCUGUCUGUGAAUAGCAGCAACUCGGUCAGCCGCCUCCGGAUCCCUUACCCCCAGACUGGCACUUGGUAUCUAAGUCUACGCUCUAUGUGUACCUCCCAGCACGGGUGGCGGCCAUGUCACAACGUCAGUGCUGAGCUGAACCUGCGCACUUUCCUCUCGCCAUGUAUUAAUGAGUGCGGAACAUAUGGACAGUGCAAACUGCUGAGGACCAACAACUACCUCUACGCUGCCUGCGAGUGCCGAGCAGGGUGGAGCGGAUGGGGAUGUACGGAUAACAGCCAAGCCUUCACAUACGGUUUCCAGCUCCUUUCCACCCUCCUCCUGUGCCUCAGUAACCUGAUGUUCCUUCCACCCGUCCUCAUCGCCUUCCGGGGUCACUACCUCCUAGAAGCCUCCGUCUACAUCUUCACCAUGUUCUUCUCCACGUUCUAUCACGCCUGUGACCAGCCUGGAAUUGUGGUCUUCUGUAUCAUGGAGUAUGACGUGCUGCAGUUCUGCGAUUUCCUCGGCUCUCUCAUGUCUGUGUGGGUGACGGUAAUCAGUAUGGCCAGACUGCAACCAAUCAUCAAACAGGUUUUGUACCUGCUGGGGGCGAUGUUGCUUUCAAUGGCUCUUCAGCUGGAUCGUCAUGGCUUGUGGAACCUGUUGGGGCCCAGUCUAUUCGCAGUGGGGAUCAUGGCCGUCGCCUGGACAUUCAGGACGAUCCGGAGACGCCACUGUUACCCCCCAACAUGGAAACGAUGGCUCUUCUACCUCUGCCCAGGGACCCUCAUCGCCAGUUCUGCCGUGGCACUGUACGCCUUUGUCGAGACGGAGGAAAACUACUUCUACAUCCACAGCAUCUGGCACAUGCUAAUUGCCGCAGCGUUGGCUUCCUCCUUCCACCACGUGCCAAACCAGAUGGGAGAGUGGCGCCCCUGGCACGCAGAAAAGGCUGUGGGUACCAGUUGUGUGUUAACGAGCAAGAGGAACUGGGUCUGGUAGACCCUGGAUCGGUUUCUAUAAACAGCAUCUGCACCAGUUGA